AUGACACUCGAACAAGCCAUUAACUAUGGCAGGGCGUUCGAGGCGUCCAUGUCCCAUAUGGAGAAACUAUCGGUGGUACACAGAGACAACAUGGCCUCUGGUACAGCGUCCGUACACGCGUUCAGGAGACGUGAUCGGGCACAUCGAGGCAACGACCGGGACGACACCCAGAACUGCAGAAAUUGCGGUAAAAAGCACCCCCAAAGGAAAUGCCCCCCGUAUGGGACAGUGUGCGGUGCUUGUGGAAUCACAAACCACUGGGCACAGUGUUGCAUGAGAAAAAAUCGCAACAAAAACCGUAACAGCGGUACCGGUCACUCCAAGUCACGCGAUCGAAGGUCACUACGCCGUGACCAUGGCCGCAGUAAAGGCCUGAGUAGGGUGAACUCUAAUGUUCAUUCAUUAAACCAGCAGUCACAAUCAGAAUAUGAAUCUGAGAACGUAGGACAGGCAUUCGAUCGCAUGAAGUUUUCGAGUAUUGGUGUAGGCGCUGUCACACAGCCGAGCCACAUUGGAGAAAAUAGAGAUGAAAUUUUCUCCGACCUUGACAUCAUAGUGCCAGGUCGCAAGGAUCGCAAUGCUUCCUUAAAGGUCAAGGUCGAUACUGGCGCGCAGGGCAAUACCCUGCCGAUACGCAUUUUCAGACGUAUGUGUCCACAAAUGCUAACACCCGAUGGGUACCCCAGAGCAGACAGAGUGCGGAACAGAGCCAUGACUUUGCAGACUUUGACUGCAUACAACGACACAACCAUCAAGCACUAUGGGUCGAUCGGACUGCCGUGUAGUCACAACAACAAGAAUGUUGUGGCAGAGUUUUACAUCGUUGAAUGCGAUGGGCCGGCGAUAUUGGGGUUACUGUCGUCGUUAGCGCUAAAGCUAGUAUCGGUGCAUUGCGCUAUCACGGCAAAGCCGCAGAAACCUGUGGCCAGCCAGAGACCUGGCAUUCCAGCCAUUCGGUCAGUACGUGACCUACAGGGGCUGUACCCCGACCAAUUUGAUAAAAUUGGCAACUUCCCAGGAGAGUACCACAUCAUGGUGGACCCGAACAUCCCUCCUGUGGUACACGCGCCACGUAAGACACCCAUCCAAAUGAAAGACGAGAUCAAUACUCAGCUAGACCAGUUGGUCAAGCAAGGCGUUAUCAGGCGGGUAACAGAACCCUCGGAGUGGGUUAGUUCCCUGACAUACAGCCGUAAAGCAGACGGUAGUUUGCGCAUAUGCUUGGACCCAAAGGAACUAAAUCGUGCAAUCUUGCGAUCUCACAAUAACACCCCUACCCUCGAAGAAAUCACACACCGAUUCAACGGCGCACGUGUGUUCUCAAAACUUGACGCCAAGAACGGAUAUUGGUCAAUCAAGCUGGAUGCGGAAUCCCAGCUAUUGACCACGUUCAACACGCCGUUUGGGAGGCAUUGUUUUUGCCGUUGUCCGUUUGGGCUAGUUAUGUCCCAAGACGUGUUCCAGAGAAAAAUGGACGAGAUUCUUGACCAAGUAGGAGAAGGGGCGUUAGGGAUAGCAGACGACAUAGCAGUCUAUGCUGAAAACCAGGCCAAACACGAUCAAGUGUUACACAAGUUGAUGCGCGUUACGAAGGAACGAGGCCUGAUGUUCAACAGUGGGAAAUGUCAGAUCAACGUACCGUUUAUAAAAUUCUUCGGUAUGGUGUACGACGCAGAUGGCGCACACCCAGAUCCUGACAAGAUCGACGACAUAAAAGCGAUGCCACCCCCCGAAAACAAGACUGCAAUGCAAGAGUUUUUAGGACUGGCAACAUAUAUGUCGCCGUUUAUCCCAAGGCUAUCCGAUCACACAUGUCAUCUCCGGGAGAUGCUCAAGCGAGAUGUUGUGUUCGAUUGGUCACCUGCUCACCAGGAAGCGUUUGACAAGAUCAAACAGUUGAUCUGCAACAACGUCACCCUGGCGUACUACGACCCUGCUAAGGAAACAGUCCUGCAGGUCGAUGCAUCGUUGAAGGGCCUGGGUGCGGCACUCAUACAGGACAACCGUCCGAUUAUGUUUGCGUCGAAAUCUCUGUCAGACACCGAGCAACGUUAUGCAAACAUCGAACGGGAGCUGCUGGCAGCAGUAUUUGCAGUGGAAAGAUUCCACACCUUCCUCUAUGGCCGCCACUUCAAAAUAGAGUCGGACCACAAGCCAUUAGAGAUGAUUUCUCUGAAAAACUUGACGUCGGCACCUCCACGAUUACAGCGAAUGGUGAUGCACUUACAAGGGUACGAUUUUACCAUACGGUAUCGACCCGGGCCAGACAUGCUCCUGGCAGAUUGUCUCUCGAGACAACCCAAUCAGAGAAAGCGUACUACAAUUGACCUCGACGUCAAGGUAUUCCACGUGCAGUUCUCGACGUCAAAGAUUCAGCAACUGCGAGAGGAGUCUAACAAAGACGCCAUUCUUUGCGCGUUGCGAGACGUUAUCAUAGCCGGAUGGCCAGAUGAGCGACGCGGUCUCCCAACCCCGCUCAGGGUAUAUUGGUCCUUCCGAGACGAACUGAGUGUCGAGAACGGACUAAUCAUGAAAGGCCAAAGAGUGAUGAUACCUGAGAACGGUUAUGUUUCGAAUGGAACGAUAUUUGUCUACGCGACCAAGGGCAGUAAUAGCACUCUGUAUCCGCGUGGUACCGAAUGCAACGUGUGCACGAGAAUAUAA
Messenger RNA from Priapulus caudatus, 2664 nucleotides. RefSeq lists its product as uncharacterized. Bases 1 to 2664 code for a protein of 887 amino acids. The record is from RefSeq and is a predicted model, not a curated record. The transcript is spliced from 2 exons. Lineage: Eukaryota; Metazoa; Priapulida; Priapulimorpha; Priapulimorphida; Priapulidae.